Messenger RNA from Anolis carolinensis (green anole), 1554 nucleotides. RefSeq lists its product as uncharacterized. The coding region runs from base 1 to 624 and encodes 207 amino acids. The transcript has 3 exons. The record is from RefSeq and is a predicted model, not a curated record. Lineage: Eukaryota; Metazoa; Chordata; Lepidosauria; Squamata; Anolidae.
AUGGUUCUCUUCUCCUGCCCUGGACAUUUCACAGCGAAGCCGCAAAGAGCGGAGGCGCUGAGUCAGAAAGAGCGGUCGAGAGGACGCCAAGCCUCUGACAAGUUGUGGCGACUUGUCAGGGGAGGGACGCUGAGGGCUCCUCGCCAGAAAAACCCCUUUGGAAACCCGUCCCCCCUCAAAAAGGCUUUAAGGUGCGUUGUUUCGGCUGUCUUGUUACCUCCCUCAGCCCGCCCUGCCUGCCUGAGCACUCCGUCCCGCGGUGCCUACCUGAGGAGAGAGAGAGAGGGAGAGACAGAGCGAGGCUGUUGCCUUCUGCCGCCGCGGCUGGAGCCCUUCUGCGCCCAGCCCUGCGCCGCCCGCCUCGCGCGGCGGAAAGGGGCGGAGAACAGGACUCCCCGCAGCCAAUGGGGGCACCCCUCCCUCCCGCGCGCGAGGCAGGGGUACUGCGCGCGCUCACUCCUCCUCCUCCCCGGGGAGCCUACCUGGGCAGCGAAGCCGGAGGAGCGCGCGCCAGCAGAAACCUCCCUGUCCUCAGUCUCUAACCCAGGAGCUGCAGGGAAUGUCGAUAUGUUCGCCAGCAGGUGCAAAGAUUACUGCAGAUGCAGACUGCAGCCAGGAAAUUAGAAGACGUCUACUUCUUGGGAGGAGAACAAUGACCAACCUCGAUAAAAUAAUGAAGAGUAGAGACAUCACACUGGCAACGAAGGUCAACAUAGUUAAAGCAAUAGUAUUCCCCAUAGUAACCUAUGGAUGCAAGAGCUGGACCAUAAGAAAGGCUGAGCGAAGGAAGAUAAAUGCUUUUGAACUGUGGUGUUGGAGGAAAUUCUCCAGUCCAUCCUCCAGGAAAUAAUGUCCGCCUGCUCACUGGAGGGAAGCAUAUUAGAGGCAACGCUGAAGUACUUUGGCCACAUCAUGAGAAGACAGAAAAGCUUGGAGAAGAUCAUGAUGCUGGAGAAAAUGGAAGGAAAAAGGAAGAGAGGCCGACCAAGGGUAAGAUGGAUGGACGGUAUCCUUGAAGUGACUGGGUUGACCUUGAAGGACCUGGCGGUGGCGGUGGCCAACAAGAUGCUCUGGCGUGGACUGGUCCAUGAGGUCACAAAGAGUCGGAAGUGACUGAAUGAAUGAAUAAACAACAACAAAACGAAUGAAGUAAUAUAUAAUGCAAAAUAGGGUCAGAAAAUAUUAAUUUAUUUGCCAAUAUACAGAAGUACUGUAAGUGGUCAUGACUUGAUGUUUAUCUCAAGACAAUUGGAAUGGAUUAGAACAAAUUAUUUUUAAAAUAUUUGUAUUAACCAUUUCAAUAUAUUGAAAUAAAACUGAAAUCUACAUGGAAGUAAAAUAAAUAAAAAACAGUAGAAAAAAUAAAAAUUGAAAAAUAAAAACUAUAUAGACUACAUAAAAAUAAUAAAAUACUGACUUCCUGCUUUCUUGUAAAUGGUUAUGCUUCAAGCCCUAUUUUCUUUACUAUCCUUGCCUUUUAUAUGUAUAUGAACUACCCUGAGUCCCUUUGGGGAGAGAGGGCGGUCUAGAAAUAAAUAAAUAAAUAAAUAAAUA